AUUUGUACUAGCAGUACAGGACAAACACAGAGACAGACCUGCAGGAGUCCACAGAUACGAACAGCCUCAAUACAGAACAUCAGCAUCUGCACUCUUACUGCUUUAGACGAGCCGCUCUGAAGAGGCAAGAACAGGAUCAGCAGACGGAUUACAUGUAAAUACACAUGGUCUCUGAACGGAUGAUGACCUUGGAGAGGAGGAGGCUGAGAAAGACAUAGUAAGCAGCAAGAGACAGUUUUACAGGAUUUAGACAGAAGCAGGCCUGCGCUUCUUCUACUGAAGAUACAGAUCUAGAAGCUUUAAACACCAAAUAGUCAACUAUUUGGUCAGUUCGGCUGCAUUCAUCCCACAAAAAUGCAUCCAGCAAGCUCAAGAAAGAGCGAGGGGCUUUUCUCCUUCUUCUUCUAUGCCAUCUGUCUUUCCAUAAGCACCGGGACAGGAAUGCCGGGUUCGGACUACAACCCUCAUCCUCGCUUCAUCUGCACCCCUCUUCCCGCUGAUGCCGAUCCCGGGUGCUUCUCCACAGCGGGCGGCCCCGGGGGCCCCGGACACCACGGCGGGCCGAGCGGGAACAGCAACGGCUGGUGGGGGAUGUCCGAGGAGGCCAAAGCCACGAUCCUGCACCUGCGGGAGAGUUUGGUGCAGCAGAAGGAAACCAUCCUGGACCAGAGAGAGACCAUCCGGGAUCUGACCGCCAAACUGAACCUGUGUGAGGGUUUGAGCCGCACGCCUGCACAGCUGGCCCAUCACGCCCACCACGCCUACCCCACAGCACCGGACACCGGACACCUCGGGCUGGAGCUGGGCCACUAUGGCGACGAGGUCGGAGGGCAUCACGCGGGGAAAGGUGCGCUGAGCGAGAAGCACGUGACGGGGGAGAUCCCUUCACCCUCGUCCACGCCGGAGCAGAUGAGCAGGAUGCUGCAGAGCCUAAAGGAGCGGCUGGACAACCUGCAGACGAGAAACACCUCCAGCAGCUACUCCAGCUCACUGAAGGACCUCCUGCAGAGGAAGAUCGGCGCUCUGGAGCGACAGAUGCAACACCAUCACUCUGCCUCGCUAACCAGCGCCGCUCACACCGACCACGAGGAUGAGGAGGAGGAGGAUGACGGUCACCAUGGCGACGGCCACCAUGGUGACGAUCACCAUGACGACAGAGACCACGACAGCCACGAUGACCACGGUGAUCCUCACGACGAGAGUCACCACAGUGAUCACCAUGACGACGAUCACCACAACGACAGCCACCAUGACAAUAACAGCCACGACGACGGACACCAAGACUACGGUCACCAUGACAACAAGGCCUCCGAGCAUGGCUUCGAGAGGUUGUCGUAUAACCUGCAGGGUCACAGAGAAGCACAGGGUGCUGGAGCGCACAGCAAACUGGACGCGGUUCUCAGUCAGCUGCAGCACAGGCUCACUGACACGGGUUCUAGAAAGAAAAGCAAAUCCACGGAAGCCUUCCAGAUCGGCUUCCCCAUGAGGACCAACUACAUGUACGGGCGGCUGAAGCACACGCUGCUGCACGAGAUCUUCUCCUUCACGCUGUGUCUGUGGAUGAAGGCUGGCAUCGGGCCGGGGCUCGGGACGCCCUUCUCCUACUCUGUGCCUGGACAGGCCAAUGAGCUGGUGCUCAUCGAGUGGGGAAACAACCCCAUGGAGCUGCUGGUCGAUGACAGAGCCGUCACUUUACCGCUCUCGGUCAGUGAUGGUAAAUGGCACCAUGUGUGUGUGACGUGGUCGACGCGGGACGGUCUGUGGGAGGCCUAUCAGGACGGAGUGAAGAGAGGCUCGGGAGAAAACCUCUCGCCCUGGCAUCCCAUCAAACCUGGAGGUGUCUUCAUACUGGGACAGGAACAGGACACACUGGGCGGCCGUUUCGACGCGACGCAGGCGUUCGUUGGUGAAAUCUCAGACGUUCAGAUGUGGUCUCAUGUUCUCACACCUCAUGACAUCUACAGCCUGGCGUCGUGCGGAGGUCACAUGACCGGUGACAUCAUCGCGUGGGCGGAGUCAGUGGUGGAUCUGCACGGCGGGGUCACCAAGUACCCCUUUGACCCCUGCCAUUAAAGAGAAGGACAAUCCACUCACAAGUGAUUUCAAAGCAUUCUGAUGACGACUCGUCACCUGAUCGUAAUGCAAAAUUCAUUCAAUAUUGCCUUCUGUUUACAAGAGAAACUUGAACGACCCCAUGACCUCCAGGAUUUCAACAGGGACCCGUUUUGUAUCAUUUCAGUGUUUUGUGUAGCGAAUGUUUUCUUACUGAACUUUUUUAUUUUUUAUUUUUAUUUUACAAAUGGCUCUUCAGUGCCAUUCAACAUUUGAUGCAAGUAUGACAUAUUGUCCUAACUUGGAUAGAAAACCAUAGAUCUUAAAUAGGAUGUGAAGACUAUAAAUGUAGGUGUAAAAAAUAGAAACAGAAAAACUCGAGUCUCUAUUUGAGCAGCGAGUUGAAGUUAAAAGAUUGAUUGAAUCUAAAGAUACAGCGAAACCAAAGAGAAGAGUCACACACCGCGCGCUGCUGUUGUGUUUGUACAUUGUUUUUUGUGUUUUCUAAUUAAACUUUCUAACUGAAAUAAGUAUUUCGUAGGUUUGACUGUACUGUCCAGAUGUUAAAAUGUUUAGCCAUCUCAAAGCCGAGCUAAAUAAGCAGCUAUUCUAUCAUACUUUUGAUACGUGUUGAGUUUCAGAUGGUGUCGUAAUUUGAUUUAGUUUAAUCUACCGUGUUUACUUUACUGUAAAUGUUUCAAAAGAAUAUAAUUUUCCACUAAUGUUUGUGCAUUGGAAUUUAUUAUGCAUUUACUGUUUGUAUUUGUUUGCAGUUUUGAAAGCAGAAAUGCAAUAAAGGGACUGAAUUUUGAAAACAACUUUCAUAGCGAUUUCAUGGUUUCUGACUAAUUCGAAAAACUUUUGGCAUAAUAUUGUAAAUGAUUGAAUUCUUCAGGCUCGUCUGCAGUCCUGCAGUAUUGAUCUCAGUGAAACGGCAGCCUGGUCUUCACUGCUAUUAUUAGAAACUAAGCUAUUUAAGCACGUGCAGCGUUCAGGGACGCCCUUUUCUUUCCACUGGCGGUCACACUGCUGAUAUUUAUGCACCGUUUUCUGUAAAGCUUCUUAAAAGAACUAUACACACAUGACAAUAGGGUUCCAGAAGUAAAGUAAAAAAAUAUAUAUUUCGUAACCUUUAAGUGAACUCGAUGUUCUGAGCUGAAAUGCAUGUGUUUACUGUGGCAUUAUGGGAAGCCUCUGGUCUGAGUGUCUGUGCUCUGCUGAGGCACAGAAUAACAAGAUUAGGCAGCGCUAAUCGUUCUGGUUAUCAGUCAGGAAAUGAGCUAACAAGCUAAAGCAUGACAUCACAGCAACACACUUACUUCAUAUUUAGACUGCA
Messenger RNA from Onychostoma macrolepis, 3388 nucleotides. Its product is annotated as neuronal pentraxin-1. The transcript is spliced from 6 exons. NCBI's taxonomy places the organism in Eukaryota, Metazoa, Chordata, Actinopteri, Cypriniformes, Cyprinidae. The record is from RefSeq and is a predicted model, not a curated record. The coding region runs from base 355 to 2073 and encodes 572 amino acids.